Messenger RNA from Gongylonema pulchrum, 516 nucleotides. NCBI's taxonomy places the organism in Eukaryota, Metazoa, Nematoda, Chromadorea, Rhabditida, Gongylonematidae. The record is from the annotation of a GenBank genome assembly.
UCAGUUCGAUAUUUUACGGAACAUGGAGAGCAGCAACAGCAACAGCAGCAGCCGAGGCCAAAAAAUUUUCUUUCAAAUUUGGUCGAUAGUGUGCGUGAAGAAUUUACAAAAAACAAAGAAUUACAGGAUUUGAUCGAAAGGGAAACAUUGAAGAGUUCACAGAUUAUCCAGAAUAAAAUAGGUGAAAUUGGAGAACAAAUAUCAAAGUCAGUAAAAGUGAUAAAGGAGCAAGUGGAUAGUAUUGCUGAUGUGCGAAUGUACACUCGACCAGGUCACUUUUUUUACGUUUGUGAAGAGCAGCUAAAAAUGCGUUCAGUAGCGUACACUACGAGCGUCGAUCGUACCAUCGAAGCUAAUCCGGAUGCAACAGGUGUUGAGCUUCACAAAGAAUCAAAAUGGUAUGCGAGCUGGAAAAGUUUUUCGGAGAACAAUGCUUACUAUAAUAGUAAGGUUUUUAACUUCCUUUUCAUAUUUUGUUCUUUAAAUGAACUUGAAAUAGUACGGCUUUCUCAAUAA